CCUAUAAACUCCAUUUCCUUUCUCUCUAAAACUCCACAACUUCUCAAAAAUGGAAGGGAAGGCAACACUUCCCCUUUUCUUCCUUUCCCUCGCCGCCAUUUUCCUCUCCCUCUCCUCCGCCCUCGAUCACCAGACCCUCCUCCUCAACCCCCUCCCCACCCCACCCACCACCCUCUCAUGGACAGACACUAUCUCCGAAUCCGAAACCGCCCAACUCGACCCCAACUCCCCCUCCGCCACCCCCACCCCAACCCCAAACACCUUGUCCGUACAGUUACACCACAUUGACGCCGUGGCGCUUAACAAAACCCCCACCCAACUCUUCAACCUCCGCCUCCAGCGCGACGCCUUCAGGGUCAAGACGCUGACCUCCCUUGCCGCCUCCCCAAACAGAACCACAAGAGGCGGCGGUCGCGUGCCUAUUAGGGGCUUCAGCAGCUCCGUUGUCUCCGGACUCUCGCAGGGCAGCGGCGAGUACUUCACGCGCCUCGGCGUGGGCACGCCUCCCAGGUACGUCUACAUGGUCCUCGACACCGGAAGCGACGUCGUGUGGCUCCAGUGCGCCCCCUGCAGGCGCUGCUACAAACAGAGCGACCCGAUUUUCGACCCGAGAAAAUCCAGAUCCUUCGCCACAAUCCCUUGUGGGUCCCCUCUGUGCCGGAAACUGGACUCCCCCAGUUGUAAUUCCAAGAAGACCUGCCUGUACCAAGUCUCCUACGGGGACGGCUCCUUCACUUUCGGGGAGUUCUCCACUGAAACGCUGACGUUUCGCGGCACCAAAGUGGGACGCGUGGCAAUCGGAUGCGGUCACGACAACGAGGGCCUGUUCGUCGGCGCGGCGGGGCUGUUGGGGCUCGGCCGGGGGAAGUUAUCAUUUCCCGCCCUGACCGGCUCCCGAUUCAACCGGAAAUUCUCCUACUGUCUUGUGGACCGGUCCGCUUCUUCCAAACCAUCCUCGGUCGUCUUCGGUGACUCCGCCGUUUCCCGGACCGCCCGGUUCACUCCCCUCCUCGCGAACCCUAAACUCGACACGUUUUACUACGUCGAGCUCAUCGGUAUCAGUGUCGGCGGGACACGUGUCCCGGGAAUCACGGCAUCGCUGUUCAAACUUGACCGGGCAGGAAACGGAGGGGUCAUUCUCGAUUCGGGCACUUCCGUGACCCGAUUAACCCGACCCGCUUACAACGCUCUCCGCGACGCUUUCCGGGCCGGUACUUCUGGUCUGAAGCGGGGGCCGCAGUUCUCCCUAUUCGACACGUGUUUCGACUUGUCCGGAAGGACCGAAGUCAAAGUCCCCACCGUGGUGCUGCAUUUCCGAAACGCCGACGUUUCACUGCCGGCAACGAACUACCUGAUCCCAGUGGACAGCAGCGGCAGCUUCUGCUUUGCUUUCGCGGGCACGAUGGGCGGGCUGUCCAUAAUCGGUAACAUCCAGCAGCAAGGUUUCCGGGUCGUGUAUGACCUGGCAGGCUCCCGGGUCGGGUUUUCUCCACGCGGGUGCGCAUAAUUAAUUUUGGUAGCGGCGUGAUGGGAAACGAAAAAAAACCCAAUUUCCCUGAUUUUUAUUUUUGGCUUUCGGCUUUUGGCUUUUUUAUUUAUUUUUAAUUUGAUAUGAAAUGAAAGCAGGAACAGCAAACCUUCGUUGCUGGAAUUAGAGGUGUUUUGUGUUGGUUAGCUUAUUACAGGUUACAAGUUACAAUGUUCACGUGGUGUUUAUUUUUAUGUAAUAUCUACUGCUAAAUUAUUACUCUCUAAUAUAUAAAAGGGUAAUUCAAUUAAA
Pyrus x bretschneideri (Chinese white pear) is the source of this 1780-nucleotide messenger RNA. RefSeq names its product aspartyl protease family protein 2-like. Gene Ontology annotation, molecular function: aspartic-type endopeptidase activity. The record is from RefSeq and is a predicted model, not a curated record. The transcript has a single exon. NCBI's taxonomy places the organism in Eukaryota, Viridiplantae, Streptophyta, Magnoliopsida, Rosales, Rosaceae. The coding region runs from base 50 to 1507 and encodes 485 amino acids. Gene Ontology annotation, biological process: proteolysis.